CAAAAUUUGUCUCUAAUCUCGUUAAUUAAUUUCGGAACUAGCACUCGAACGAACACCAGCUUUUGAAAGCCUUAAAAAAUCACAGUUUUGGUUUCAAGAGGACCAAUAUUCCAACUACAACAAAAGAAAAUGAGUCUCAACGUACCCUUUUCAUGGGAGCUCAAACCCGGCGUCUCAAAACUGACAAGUGAAGAAACCAGCAUCGGUGUUAGAUAUGCCACGCUAGAUUUACCCCCUCCUCCUCACCUAUCGAAGAAUGCCCUGUUUUGCGUCAAUGAUUUGCAGGGUGUUCUUCGACCUCCGCCCAUAAGUCCAGUAAGGAAGGGUGAUGUCAACAAGAAGGAAGACUGUUUCGUGGCAGCUCAUAGGAAAUGCACCAUGUGUUCCAUGAAUGGGAAGUUGGGUACGGAUGGAGAAAACGAUACAUGCAGGACUAGGACUAUAAAGGACAUCUUCACUAGCUCAUGGUACCGCUGCGGGUUCUUCUUUGGCAACGGGUCAAAAAGGGGAUCUCGUCUGGUUCCACUACAUCAAAUACCACAGCACCUGACUCAUCAGAAGAGCUUCCGCCACCAAUCAAACCAGAAUGAAAAAUGGAUAUGUCCCUAUGAGCGACUACGCCGAUCUUUAUAUGUUUUGGCCACGCCCGUUUCCGCUCCGAAGAGGAAGGUUUGGAUCUUUCAAUCUUAUGUCGUGAGGGAUGUGACCUAUGUUAGGUCCAUAAGAGACCACAGCUUUUAGUGUUCGUUUCCAUCUCGGAAUCCGAUCGACGCCGCCCCCUCAAAUUCCGCCAGAAAGCUCCACCCUGAGAAAUGGGCAAAGACAAGAAAAGAUCACAUUCCCAGCGCUCCUCUUCGCCCCCUAAACCCCCAAAUUUCCCUUCAUACCAAACCGCCCCUAACCUCAACCCCAAAGUCAGACUCCUCUGCGAAAUUAUUUCCACCACCCCUUCCCCCGCCGUCGAAACCCUUCUUCAAGACACCGGCCUCCGUAUCACCCAGGUCGACGUCGAAAACGUCCUCAAAUUCUCCUACUCCUUCCCUUCCCAAGCCGUCAAGUUCUUCCGUUGGUCUGGCCACCAACUCCAACACCACCAUUCGCCUUAUUCCUGGAACCUCGUCGUAGACUUGUUGGGUAAGAACGGUCUCUUUGAUGCUAUGUGGGACGCCGUUAAGUCCAUGAAAAAUGAAGGGUUAGUUUCUUUGGCUACUUUCGCUUCCGUUUUUAGUAGUUAUGUUAGUUUUGAUAAAGUUAAGGAAGCUGUUUUGACUUUCGAAGUUAUGGACCAGUACGGCUGUGUUAGGGAUAUCGUUGCUUUGAAUACUUUGAUUAGUGCUAUUUGUAGGGAAGGUAAAACCAUUGAUGGUUUGGAGUUUCUAAGCGUAGCUAAAUCUAGGAUUAGGCCGGAUUUGGAUAGUUAUGCUAUCUUGCUAGAAGGGUGGGAGAAAGAAGGGAAUGCUAGUUUGGCUAAAACUACUUUCGAUGAGAUGGUUGCUGAAGUAGGGUGGGAUCCCGGUAAUGUACCGGCUUAUGAUUCGUUUUUGAGUACUUUGAUUAAGGGGAAGGAUGGGGUUAAUGAGGCUUUGAAAUAUAUUGAUAUACUGCACCAGAGGAAGUGUUAUCCGGGGAUCAAGUUUUUUAGGGAUGUACUUGAGGAUUUUCAGAAAGUCGGUAAUGUUAGGGGAGCUGAGUUGAUUUGGAAGGCAAUGGUGGAGAAAGUUGGGAUUAGGCCGGAUACAGAGAUGUAUAAUUUGAUGAUCGAGUUGUACUGUUCCAAGAAUUAUACAGAUACAGCGAAGAAGAUGUUGGAUGAAAUGGUUUUCGCUGGGGCAUUUCCAGAUAUGCAAUCAUAUAACUUGCUAUUUCAUUUCCUGAUCAAGAAUAGGAAGUUGAAGGAUGCUUCAGUGCUGUUCAACGAGAUGGUUAAAAAUGAGUUUUUCCCAAGUAAAACAGAUUGCAUUGCGGCGGUUAAGAUUUUUCUUGACAUUGGGGACCCUUAUGUGGCUGUAAAAGUUUGGAAAUUCAUGAUAGAGAAUUAUGAUUCUGAUUUGGAUGAGACUGGAAAUCUGCUGAUUAAUGGGCUUCGUGAUGCAAACAUGCUUCCUGAGGCAGUUAAGUAUGCUGAGGAUAUGAUUGAGAAAGGAAUCAAGGUCACCUCAGCCACAUUGUCAAGGCUGAAACACAGCCUUAGCCGAGAAAAAAAGGAUGGGGUAUAUGAAGAACUUUUAAGAAAAUGGAAAUCCUCUUAGGCGGAUUGAAAGUGCUUGAAUUCUACAUACCCUCUUUCUGAAAGGUAAACCUUUAAGAUGAAAGGUUGUUGCUGUUCCUGGAGGGAGCUCUCCAAGUUGCUUCAAUGGCUUGUAUGAUCUGGCCUCAGUAGCCAUUUGAGCAAGUGUUUAGGCUCAAGGGUUGCAGAGUUGAAAACAAAGCUCAAUGAAGAAGAAAAUAUACAGAAGAUGUGAGGGUGCAAACAGGAAAAACAGACAGGGUAUUCAAGAUUAUAGAAGGGAGAGAAUUGGAAGAGACAUAAUCCAAACUAUCUCAAGGUUGUAUGUAGCUUAAACUGCCGAGAUACAUUACAAGAGUUGCCAUGUUUUUGGCUGUUAGGUGAUGUAAUAAUCGUUUAUAAUCAAGGCAUCUUUUUUCCUUUCA
Molecule: messenger RNA, 2652 nt
Organism: Gossypium raimondii (Peruvian cotton)
Lineage: Eukaryota; Viridiplantae; Streptophyta; Magnoliopsida; Malvales; Malvaceae
Product: pentatricopeptide repeat-containing protein At1g77360, mitochondrial
Exons: 2
Coding region: 813-2249 (478 amino acids)
Molecular function (GO): protein binding
Source: RefSeq, a predicted model, not a curated record